Annulohypoxylon maeteangense is the source of this 705-nucleotide messenger RNA. RefSeq names its product carbonic anhydrase. Gene Ontology annotation, biological process: cellular response to carbon dioxide; carbon utilization; cellular response to oxidative stress. Gene Ontology annotation, cellular component: cytoplasm. The transcript has 2 exons. The coding region runs from base 1 to 705 and encodes 234 amino acids. Gene Ontology annotation, molecular function: zinc ion binding; carbonate dehydratase activity. The record is from RefSeq and is a predicted model, not a curated record. Lineage: Eukaryota; Fungi; Ascomycota; Sordariomycetes; Xylariales; Hypoxylaceae.
AUGACGGAAACUAUACAUACCUUUAACGCUUGGCGCACCAUGUCGCAGUCAGAGAUCUCGAAGUAUCUCCAGCAGACGCACGACCGUGUCUUUGAACACAACCGUGCUUGGGCGGAGGAGCAGAAAAAACGGGAUCCCGACUUCUUCGCCAAGCUAUCCGCCGGACAGACCCCCGAAUAUCUAUGGAUCGGAUGCAGCGACUCGCGCAUUCCCGCUGAACAGAUCACGGGCUUGGGACCAGGCGAGGCCUUCAUCCAUCGCAACAUCGCUAACCUGGUCGUCAAUACCGAUCUCAAUGUUAUGAGUGUCAUCAACUACGCGGUCCGACAUCUGCAAGUCAAGCACAUCGUUGUAUGUGGGCAUUACGGCUGCGGCGGUGUGAAGGCCGCCAUGACGCCUAAGGACUUGGGGCUGCUUAACCCGUGGCUGAGGAACAUCCGAGAUGUGUAUCGCCUACACGAAGCAGAGUUGGAUGCGAUCAAGGACGAGAAUGAGCGUUAUAACCGUCUGGUAGAGGUUAGCGUUAUCGAGCAGUGCCGGAAUGUCAUUAAGACUGCGGCGGUACAGCAGUCCUACGCUAAAAACAAGUUCCCCAUAGUCCACGGAUGGGUGUUUGGAUUCGAAGACGGUUUGCUCAAGGACUUGAAGGUAGACCACGAAGCCAUGUUGCACAGCAUUCAAAAGAUUUACAACCUCACGGAAUAA